UUUGACCACAAAAGCUUGCUUUGGCCUUAUGACUGUCUUAUGUCUUCACUUGUCUGGCUCUGUUUUUAUCUUUGGAUUUUUAUCUCUGGAUCGGUUCAGACCAGAGUUCAGCCAGGCCCCUCCUGUGGAACAGCAACAAGAAGAAGCAAGGUGAACCUGUGUGGUCACCAGGCAGCCCAGGGCUUUGGGAUGCACAUGUCCUGCCUCUGCUCCCAGUGUCUUCCCUGUAGCUCCUCCAGGGAUGCCUUCACACUCAGCGCCAGGGAGAGUACCGAAGACCUCACAGAGCCCCCAGCAGCCCUGCUGCUGCCUCCAUGAUGCUGAAGGCCGACCCUGGCUCUCUUCGGCUUUCCUGUGGUAUCCGCAUAGCAGCCUCUACAGCCAGAAUGGCUUGGGGGUGGCAACGCUGAGCACGCUCUAUAGCGCUGUGCUACUGUCCUCCAUGUUCCUCCCGCCCAUCCUCAUCAAGAAGUGUGGCUGCAAGUGGACCAUUGCCGGCUCCAUGUGCUGCUAUGUGGCCUUCUCCCUGGGCAGCUUCCACGCCAGCUGGUACACCCUGAUCCCAACCUCCAUCCUCCUGGGUCUGGGUGCUGCUCCCCUAUGGUCAGCUCACUGCACCUACCUCACCAUCAUGGGAAAUUCUGAAGCACAGAAAUCAGGGAAGCUCAGCAAGGAUGUGGUGAACCAGUAUUUUGGCAUCUUCUUCCUCAUAUUCCAGUCAUCUGGAGUGUGGGGAAACCUGAUUUCCUCUCUGGUGUUUGCCCAGACACCCACUCAAG
Messenger RNA from Nannospalax galili (Upper Galilee mountains blind mole rat), 779 nucleotides. RefSeq names its product protein unc-93 homolog A-like. The record is from RefSeq and is a predicted model, not a curated record. The annotation marks the transcript as partial. Lineage: Eukaryota; Metazoa; Chordata; Mammalia; Rodentia; Spalacidae. The transcript has 3 exons.